CGCGGCGCUCUCGGCAGGCGGCGGCGCGGAGGAGAAGCGUCCAGGAUGCAGCGCGGGGCAGCCCGGUGCCCCCCUGCCCCGUCACGGCAGCGGCGGCCGCGGGGACCGGGCCAGGCCCGGGGGCGGUCAGCAGAGCCGCGGUAGCGGCGGCAGCAGCGGCGGCGUGAGGGGCGGCCGAGGGCGGCCGGGCGCCCGGGUGUGGGGGCUCCGCGCCUCACCGCACGGCCCGCCCGGCUUGGCCUGGGCGCCAUGAGCGGCAGCGGCGGCGGCGGCGGCGGCGGCGGCGGCGGCGGCGGAGGAGGAGGAGGAGGAGGAGGAGGAGGGGGCUCGGCGCCCAGUCGUUUCGCCGACUACUUUGUCAUCUGUGGGUUGGACACCGAGACCGGGCUGGAGCCGGACGAGCUGUCGGCAUUAUGCCAGUACAUUCAGGCUUCUAAAGCCAGGGAUGGUGCCAGCCCUUUCAUUUCAAGUACGACUGAAGGAGAAAAUUUUGAGCAGACACCAUUGAGACGAACAUUCAAAUCUAAGGUCCUUGCCCGAUAUCCUGAGAAUGUUGAAUGGAAUCCCUUUGACCAAGAUGCAGUGGGAAUGCUGUGCAUGCCCAAAGGGCUGGCAUUCAAGACCCAGGCUGAUCCUAGGGAGCCCCAGUUCCAUGCCUUUAUUAUCACACGAGAGGAUGGCUCUCGAACAUUUGGGUUUGCCCUCACAUUUUAUGAAGAAGUGACUAGCAAGCAGAUCUGCAGUGCAAUGCAGACCCUGUACCACAUGCACAAUGCUGAGUAUGAUGUCCUACACACUCCUGUGGCCGAUGGUGGAGACCAGUGUGGCAUGGAAGAUGGGGAAGGCACUCCUGGGACCAAGCUGCAGCGCUUCAACUCAUAUGACAUUAGCCGGGAUACUCUCUAUGUCUCUAAGUGUAUUUGCCUCAUCACACCCAUGUCCUUCAUGAAGGCAUGCCGGAGUGUACUGGAACAGCUUCACCAGGCAGUUACUUCACCUCAGCCCCCUCCUCUGCCUCUUGAGAGCUACAUAUACAACGUACUUUAUGAGGUGCCACUCCCACCUCCUGGCCGGUCCUUGAAAUUUUCUGGGGUUUAUGGGCCAAUAAUUUGCCAGAGACCAAGUACCAAUGAGCUUCCCUUAUUCGACUUUCCUGUCAAAGAAGUCUUUGAACUGCUUGGGGUGGAGAAUGUCUUUCAGCUUUUUACUUGUGCCCUUCUGGAGUUUCAAAUUCUGCUCUACUCACAGCAUUACCAGAGACUGAUGACUGUGGCGGAGACGAUUACAGCUCUCAUGUUUCCUUUCCAGUGGCAGCAUGUCUAUGUCCCUAUUCUCCCGGCUUCUCUCCUGCAUUUCUUAGAUGCUCCAGUUCCAUACCUGAUGGGCUUGCAUUCCAAUGGCCUGGAUGACCGGUCAAAGCUGGAGCUUCCCCAAGAGGCUAAUCUCUGCUUUGUGGAUGUUGACAACCACUUUAUUGAGCUUCCAGAGGACUUGCCUCAGUUUCCCAACAAAUUGGAGUUUGUCCAGGAAGUCUCUGAGAUUCUCAUGGCAUUUGGCAUUCCCCCUGAAGGAAACCUUCACUGCAGCGAGAGCGCCUCCAAGCUGAAGAGACUCCGGGCCUCUGACCUUGUGUCUGACAAGAAGAAUGGGAACAUUGCUGGCUCUCCUUUGCAUUCCUAUGAGCUCCUUAAGGAGAAUGAAACUAUUGCCCGGCUGCAAGCCUUGGUCAAGAGGACUGGAGUGAGCUUGGAAAAACUAGAAGUACGUGAAGAUUCCAGUAGCAAUAAGGAUCUCAAAGUUCAAUGUGAUGAAGAAGAACUUAGGAUUUAUCAGCUAAACAUUCAGAUUCGGGAAGUUUUUGCAAAUCGUUUUACUCAGAUGUUUGCAGAUUAUGAAGUGUUUGUCAUUCAGCCCAGUCAGGAUAAGGAAUCCUGGUUUACCAACAGGGAGCAAAUGCAAAACUUUGAUAAAGCAUCUUUUCUGUCAGAUCAACCUGAGCCCUACCUGCCCUUUCUCUCAAGAUUCCUGGAAACCCAAAUGUUUGCUUCUUUUAUUGACAACAAAAUUAUGUGUCAUGAUGAUGAUGAUAAAGACCCUGUGCUCCGGGUAUUUGAUUCCCGGGUAGACAAGAUAAGGCUGUUAAAUGUUCGGACACCUACGCUCCGCACAUCCAUGUACCAGAAAUGCACUACUGUGGAUGAAGCAGAGAAAGCAAUUGAACUACGUCUGGUGAAAAUUGACCAUACUGCAGUUCACCCCCAUUUACUUGACAUGAAGAUUGGACAAGGGAAGUAUGAACCAGGAUUUUUCCCUAAGCUGCAGUCUGAUGUGCUUUCCACUGGACCAGCUAGCAACAAGUGGACAAAAAGGAAUGCCCCUGCUCAGUGGAGGCGGAAAGAUCGGCAGAAGCAGCAUACAGAACACCUGCGUUUAGAUAAUGACCAGAGAGAGAAAUACAUCCAGGAAGCUAGGAAUAUGGGCAGCACUAUCCGCCAACCCAAACUGUCUAACCUCUCUCCAUCAGUCAUUGCUCAAACCAACUGGAAGUUUGUUGAGGGCCUGCUGAAAGAAUGUCGCAACAAGACAAAGAGGAUGCUGGUGGAGAAGAUGGGACGUGAGGCUGUGGAGCUAGGGCAUGGGGAAGUGAACAUCACUGGAGUAGAAGAGAAUACCUUGAUUGCCAGCCUCUGUGACCUUCUAGAAAGGAUCUGGAGUCAUGGACUACAAGUAAAACAGGGGAAAUCAGCCUUGUGGUCUCACCUGUUACAUUAUCAGGAAAACCGGCAGAGGAAACUUACAUCAGCAAGCCUCAGUACCUCAGGAAUACUUCUUGAUUCAGAACGGAGGAAGUCUGAUGCCAGCGCUGCCAUGUCUCCCCUGAGGAUCUCUCUGAUUCAGGAUAUGAGGCAUAUCCAGAACAUUGGGGAAAUCAAGACCGAUGUGGGAAAGGCCAGAGCAUGGGUGCGACUGUCCAUGGAAAAAAAGUUGCUUUCUAGACACUUGAAGCAACUACUCUCAGACCACGAGCUCACCAAGAAAUUGUACAAGCGCUAUGCCUUCUUGCGCUGUGAUGAUGAAAAGGAGCAGUUCCUCUAUCACCUGCUCUCUUUCAAUGCUGUUGAUUACUUCUGCUUCACCAAUGUCUUCACAACAAUCUUGAUUCCAUACCAUAUUCUGAUUGUACCAAGCAAGAAGCUGGGGGGCUCCAUGUUCACUGCAAACCCUUGGAUCUGUAUCUCGGGAGAACUGGGAGAGACCCAAAUCUUGCAGAUUCCCAGAAACGUGCUGGAGAUGACCUUUGAGUAUCAGAACCUAGGGAAGCUCACUACUGUCCAGAUUGGCCAUGACAAUACAGGGCUGUAUGCCAAAUGGCUGGUGGAGUAUGUGAUGGUCAGGAAUGAGAUCACAGGACAUACCUACAAGUUUCCUUGUGGCCGGUGGUUGGGGAAAGGUAUGGACGAUGGAAGCCUGGAACGGGUCCUUGUUGGGGAGCUGCUCACAUCCCUACCUGAGGUGGAUGAGAGACCAUGCCGGACCCCCCCAUUGCAGCAGUCCCCCAGUGUCAUUCGGAGGCUUGUAGCCAUCUCACCCAACAACAAGCCUAAGCUGAACACCGGGCAGAUCCAGGAAUCCAUUGGGGAGGCAGUCAAUGGCAUUGUGAAGCACUUCCAUAAGCCUGAGAAAGAGCGAGGCAGUCUCACGUUGUUGCUUUGUGGAGAAUGUGGUCUUGUCUCAGCUCUGGAACAGGCUUUCCAGCAUGGAUUUAAAUCGCCCCGGCUCUUCAAAAACGUCUUCAUCUGGGAUUUCCUGGAAAAAGCACAAACCUAUUAUGAGACACUGGAGCAGAAUGAAGCGGUCCCUGAAGAAAAUUGGCAUACAAGGGCUCGAAACUUCUGCCGAUUUGUCACUGCAAUCAACAAUACUCCCCGGAACAUUGGCAAGGACGGCAAGUUUCAGAUGUUGGUGUGCUUGGGAGCCAGGGACCACCUCCUGCACCACUGGAUUGCCCUGCUGGCCGACUGCCCCAUCACCGCACACAUGUAUGAGGAUGUGGCACUGAUCAAAGACCACACACUCGUUAACUCCUUGAUCCGAGUGCUGCAGACAUUGCAGGAGUUCAACAUCACGCUGGAGACAUCCCUCGUCAAGGGCAUCGACAUCUGACUGAGCACCAGCCAGCAGCAGCACUGGGAAAAGACGCCCUAGCAGCUCUGCGCCUUCUUCCCAAAGGGAGACCUAUGCGGGGGACAGAGAGGAGAUGUACACUCACUGUAAAAAGAAAACUAGAGGAUUUUUGGAAAAAAAAAUAAUCUAUUUUAGAGUUUAUUUGCUGAUUUACUUUUUACACACUUUCAUGUGAAAGAGUGAUAGGGAGAGGGAGCGAGGUUGGUGCCGCUUAUUUUGAAGCUGGUGCCCUCCCUCGUGGGGCCAUGCACUGGGAGCCUGGGCCUCCUGGACUGAGCCUGCGCACAGGCAGGGCUCUUCUCCACCCUGCUGUGCUGCAUUCAUGAGGCCAUUCCACAUUGUUUUUAACCGAUGUUUUCUACAUUAACAUUAUUAUGGAUGUUUGGCUUUCACGGACCACACACAGUUGUGCUGCGUGGGAAGCCCCCUGCUCCAUCAAAGGGAUUUUUAGUAGUGCCUCUAAGCGAGCACUGAGGAAUCAGCCCCACAUUUUUUUUUUUUGUCAGUAUUAUUUGGGAAGAAGACAUGCCUGGAUGUGUCAUCAUGCUGUCAUCGUGUGGAAAGUUACAUUUCCUGGUGGCACACUUUAGAGAAGUAAACAGAAGCAUGUUUUAACAGGUUUUUCUUUUUUUUCUCUUAUAUUUUAUUUAUUUAACUCUACAUUGUGUGUUUUAAGUAUUAUUUUCUUUUUUCUUUUUUUAAGGAAAGAUAAAGCUUGUCACACUCUAACUGGCUAUGUUAUUACUGUUAAAUUUAUAUUGUUUUGCAACUUAGAAACCAGCUACAAUAUGGCCCACUUAAUAAAACACCUGAAACAGAA
This is a messenger RNA of Perognathus longimembris pacificus (Pacific pocket mouse), 5005 nucleotides long. RefSeq names its product DENN domain containing 5A (gene Dennd5a). Bases 250 to 4164 code for a protein of 1304 amino acids. NCBI's taxonomy places the organism in Eukaryota, Metazoa, Chordata, Mammalia, Rodentia, Heteromyidae. The record is from RefSeq and is a predicted model, not a curated record. The transcript is spliced from 23 exons. Gene Ontology annotation, molecular function: guanyl-nucleotide exchange factor activity; small GTPase binding.